UGAAAAUUCAAGGAAAGCUUUGCUUGACAAAGCUAUGAGAGUUAUCUUCCCAAUAGCUGCAUUAUCGCCUACUGUAGUGGUUAAGAAGAGAUUGUGAGAGAGUAAAACCAAGAGAGGAAAAGAGAGCGAAAGUUCGUUCGAAAGUGACCGAAAAGGAGCCAGAGUGCUAAACUUUUAACGCUGCCCUUGCCAAAAAAAAAACCUUUCAAUUCGCUCCCUGCUUUACCCACAUCCCCACGCUCGCCAUUGUUGUCACCUAGGUCGCACGCCCGCCGCGGGGCGUUAUUAUGCAGAAGAAGCCACCAUUGCCGUUGACGGCAUUCAUUGGCGGCCCCACGCUCAUACCCGCCUCCCAAUCGGCCACCAGUUCGAGCAGCAGCAGCAGCCUUGGCAGUGGAAUGUGCUUCCCCAGCAGUAAAAGUGGUAGUGGCAGUGGUGGUGGCACCAGCGGCGGCGGAAGUAGCGGAGAAAAACAGCGCGAUCGCCAUGGUGGCGGUGGAGGAUUGUGUGGCUGCCACAAGGCGCCUAAGUCACAUUGCAUAUCGGCGACAGGCGUCCUCCUGCUCGUACUACUCUACACCGCUAUGGGCUCCAUUAUUUUCGUCACACUGGAAGGUGAACUGGAGGACACCAGUUCGCUAGAGACAGCAGUGGCGGCGUCGAAAAAAUUUCCACGCACCGAGCUGGCCAACGAGCAAAUAAGAUCGCGCACCGUUGAUCGCUUGUGGUCCAUUACCGAAGAUUUGAAUAUUUUAUAUAAGGAGAAUUGGACGCGUCUGGCAGCACAGGAGGUGCAACAUUUUCAGGAGACCCUACUGCGCGCCGUACGUCAAUCGAAACUUUAUCCACCCGGCGAACAAAUGAAUCCACCUACACACAAGUGGACUUACGCAUCGGCGUUUCUAUAUUCAUUAACAUUAAUUACAACAAUAGGUUACGGCGGCAUCUCGCCGCGCUCUCAAUGGGGCCGCAUUGCCGCUCUCAUCUACGCGCUCUUCGGCAUACCCAUCGUCCUGCUCUACCUAUCCGCCAUGGGCGAGGGCCUCUCCGCCGGCAUGCGCUGCCUUUUCCGCAAAGCGCGCUCCAAAAGCGCUGUCAGCAGCGGAAGUGGUGGCGGCAACAACGGCAGUGGCGGCAGCGGGAACGGCGGCUCCGGCAGCGGCAAUGGCAAAUUACCAUCAAACGACAGCGGCAAGAGCGCGAAUAAAAAUUACCAUCAUGGCAGCGGGAAACUCCACCCUGCCACUGCGCACCACUACGGACUACCGAAGUCCGCAUAUCAUCACAGCGGCUCCAUGUCUAUGGGCGCUCAUUCCUCGGCUCACGGCCCCAGCGUGCCCAUAUCCAUUUGCGUCAUGGUGCUGGUCUGCUAUGUCACCUCGGGCGCGCUGCUCUUCCACAAGCUGCAAAACUGGAGCGUUUUGGAGGCGCUCUACUUCUGCUUCACGUCGCUGGGCACCAUCGGCUUCGGCGAGCUGGCGCCCACCGGCAAUCUCACACUAUAUCUUGCUUCCGCGUACAUACUUGUCGGCAUGGCGGUGGUGGCCAUGUGCUUCAGCCUCAUACAGACGGAGAUUGUUAUGUGGCUGCGCAAGUUCAGCGUGCAGGACCACGUGAUGCCGCAGGUCGAGGAUGUUGCACUCGUCUCGGUGGCGGUUACGCCGAAAUCAUCUUGACAACGACCGGCUGCUGAGCUGCUUGCUUUCGGCGCUGGUGGCGGCGGCAAUGCCAACUCGAACGUACAACAACCACUCGGUGGCUUCGGUGGCAACACACUGGGGCAUCAUCAGACAAUGUUCUUCGGGCCGGCGCAUACGCUCACGCAGUAUAGCUCACUACCGCGGCGUUCAGCGGUCUCAGCUUUCCAGCGCAACACGCCCAUACGCCGCUCCACCGGCAUACCUGAACAUCACAUGGAGUAUUUUGUGCCGCGCAGCAUAAGCGAGUUCAAUUUGUCGGGUGUCGGCGACCUGGCACUGCCCCCACCGCGGCGCUACUCACCCACCAUACAGCACGGCGGCGGCAUGGGAAUGGGCGGUGGUCUACCGCACGGAUUGCAGCUGGGGCCGCCGCAGACUCUCAUUUGUACUGGACAGCCUCCGCCGCCGCCACAGCAAAUGCAGAUACUGAUGAAGCCGCGUGAGAAAAUGGUCACCUUCGAAGACGAAUCGAAGGCUAUGAAUGCAGCGGCGGCUGCAGGCGUGACUACAUCAAACGCCAGCACAGCGACGCAUUGUCCACACGGCGUGCCAACGACGCCGCGAAAGGCGGGCGGCAUGAUUGGCGGUGGCGGCCGGGACGUCUUUAUGUGACGCGAAUCGUUGCGGUGACCAUUCAGCCUGCUGCUGAGCGACAAGUCUAGUGAUGACGCGGCGGCGGCAGCGGCAUAUGCGGCGGUAGAUGCAGCCACUAUGCUGGACGACGGCAUUGGUGGGGUUGAUGAGGUCACAGCAACAACGGGCACUUCCACGGCGACGGUGACGGCGGGCACGAGCACACUGAUCGCCGGCUUAGACAGUGACAACGAGGAGCGCGACUCGCCGACGGGCAGCCUUGGCGAGCUGCCAACCAAGCCGAAGUCGACACCAGGCGAUGUGAUACGCGUGUGAGUGGAAUGCGGUGCAGCGGGCGGUGCGGCGGUUUUUUGUACUAAGCUCAGAGAGUGGACACUCCAUUUAACAAUUACCAGACUCAAUAAAAGCCAUUAAACACAACAACCGUUAUUUUUUUGUUUACCUCGCACGUAGCCCGAUAAAGUUCACUACAAAAAUUGACAGCGUGAAUUCUCAAAGUGUCUGCCGAAGCAAGCAAAAACGCAAGAAAUUUGAGAUGUAUUGCAUGUGAACAGUGUAAAGUGUGAAGUGAAUAUCAAACUAAAGACACAAGCACGCAAAAAUACGCACACACACACGCUUACGAGGUACUUGUGCUAGAUGCGUGGAGAAGAAUAAGCUGACUUUCGCACUUUCUCUGCUGUGUACUAAGAUGGUAAGCAUCGAACCAACGAUGAAAAACUUGUAUCACCCAAAAUACUCGUACUUGGCAAAUAAGUGUUUUUCUUUGUCGCAAAAUAUCUACAAAAUUCAUAUCCAAAGAGGAUUUUUAUUUGCCUUCAAAUGCUUGCUGCAACAGAUAAUACCUCAAUAAUACUGCCCUCUGUCUACGCACAUA
This is a messenger RNA of Rhagoletis pomonella (apple maggot), 3171 nucleotides long. RefSeq lists its product as uncharacterized. Gene Ontology annotation, biological process: potassium ion transmembrane transport; stabilization of membrane potential. The record is from RefSeq and is a predicted model, not a curated record. Lineage: Eukaryota; Metazoa; Arthropoda; Insecta; Diptera; Tephritidae. Gene Ontology annotation, cellular component: membrane. Gene Ontology annotation, molecular function: potassium ion leak channel activity.